AUGCUCACGCUGCAUCCAGGAAAGCGGCCGAAGGCUGCGACUCUCCUUGCUCUCUUCAACGACGUUUACAGGGAUAUCCUCAAGGAUUUCGCCGAGGAGCCCCCCGCCUUUCGCGGAGCUGCAUGCGCAACAAUUUACACAGACACGGCUGCAGUCGCAGCUUCAGCAGCCCCUCACUGCGCCGCUUCCCCCCGCACGGAUAGACUUGCUGCAGCGAUUGCAAAGCAACAGCAAGAGGAGCAGCAACAGCAAAUGCAGCAAGAGGAGCAGCAACAGCAAGAGGAGCAGCAAGAGCAAAUGCAGCAAGAGGAGCAGCAACAGCAAGAGGAGCAGCAAGAGCAAGAGGAGCAGCAACAACAAGAGGAGUUGCAACAACAAGAGGAGCAGCAACAGCAAGAGGAGGUGCAACAGCAAGAGGAGCAGCAAAAGCAACAACAAAAGCAACAACAAAAGCAACAACAAAAGCAACAACAAAAGCAACAACAAAAGCAACAACAAAAGCAACAACAAAAGCAACAACAAAAGCAGCAACAGCAACAAAAGCAACAGCUGCAGCAGUGGCCGUCUGCGUAUGGCGGGUACGAAGAAGGGCAGUCGCAUACUGAGACUUUGUCGUUCGAUGUGAAAGCGCAUGCCGUGGGAGGUGUAGCUGCAGCGGCUGCCUUAGCCGUCGUGGUGGACGCAUUGCCUGUCUCUGCGGUGCAUGCACCUGGCUAG
This is a messenger RNA of Cyclospora cayetanensis, 717 nucleotides long. Its product is annotated as UPF0746 protein DDB_G0281095-like. NCBI's taxonomy places the organism in Eukaryota, Apicomplexa, Conoidasida, Eucoccidiorida, Eimeriidae. The record is from RefSeq and is a predicted model, not a curated record. Bases 1 to 717 code for a protein of 238 amino acids. The transcript is spliced from 5 exons.